Molecule: messenger RNA, 1645 nt
Organism: Protobothrops mucrosquamatus (brown spotted pit viper)
Lineage: Eukaryota; Metazoa; Chordata; Lepidosauria; Squamata; Viperidae
Gene: EXD1
Product: exonuclease 3'-5' domain containing 1
Exons: 13
Coding region: 383-1585 (400 amino acids)
Biological process (GO): nucleobase-containing compound metabolic process
Molecular function (GO): 3'-5' exonuclease activity; nucleic acid binding
Source: RefSeq, a predicted model, not a curated record
AGACGCUCACGUUUCGGGUCUUUUAUCAGUUCAACCUUUGAGCUCCGUUCAGGCGUCGUCGCGAGGGUGAUUCUCUCACCUUUGUCCCCGAAAACGACGGAGUGCGGAGCGUACAACGCCGGUUAUAGUUGCCUCGUGUGUUAGAAUGCAAAACUAGAUGCAGCACAGAAUAGUGGAAAAUGAAGACAAGCAAAGCAGUGGAGAAAUGAACAGGGAGAUGUUCACUGAGAAGGAAGAGGAGGAUUCUGCUGCCUACUUUGUCCAACAAUAAGUCAACACUGCCAGAAGCUAUUUGGCACUGUCAGGGCUGGUUUCCUCCUUGAGAUAUCAACAUAAAAGGGAUAUUUAUUGAAGGCCCGAUUCCUUGGAGAGAAAAGCCAGGAUGGAUCCUAGCUGUGAUCAUCACUUUCUUCAUCGUGUUUUGGGGAAAACUGUACACAUCACAUUGAAAUGUGGCACAUUCCAGGGAAUAUUGCAACAUGUGGAUUCCAGUCAGUGUAUCUUUCUAAACAGAGUUAAGAAUUUGGAAAAUGGCAGAAAUGUACCUGGAAUAAAGAGGUUCUUUGGCCAUGAAAUUGUUAAUGUGGAAUUGCUUGAUGACUUAGAACAAUCCGCUCCAGAAAGAAACUUCACUCCUACUGGAUCCAGGGAAUUUCCACUUACUAAGUUGUCUGAAAUCGACCAAGAAUCACUGCUGGAUCAAAGCACCCAUAGAGCUAAUGUUGUUUUCCCAGUGAGCCAGCAACUCUGUUUGGAUGAAGAUAACGGGGAAAACAUAGAAUAUAUUGUUAUCAAUCAAUUCCAGAAGACAUUUGGUUCUGCUAUGAUGCACAUCAAAAAUCAAAGGGUAUGUAGUAUAGCAGCAGAGGGUGUCAAUUUGUGUCGGCAUGGAAAACUUUCUUGGUUACAAGUUGCAACAGAACGUCAGGUUUUCUUAUUUGACAUUUUUGUUUUGGGAGCUCAAGUGUUCAAGAAUGGACUACAAAUGAUACUGGAGGACCGGAAUAUUUUGAAAGUUAUCCAUGAUUGCCGUUGGCUCUCUGAUUGUCUUUCUCACCAGUAUGGAAUUGUGCUCUCCAAUGUCUUUGAUACACAGGUUGCUGAUGUAUUACAGUUCUCAAUGGAAACAGGUGGCUACCUUCCACACAGGAUCAGCACUUUACAAGAGUGUUUAAUGCAGCAUUUGAGGUUGCCUGACAAAUGCAUUUCUUUCUUGGAAUACAAACAGCAAGCAAUUGAGGAAAAUCCUGAGGUCUGGUUUGUGCGACCCCUUCCACCUGUAUUGUUGAAUAUAUUAGCCAUGGAAACAGUGUAUCUCCUCCCUCUCCGUUUGCUGCUGCUUGGUGAAAUUAUGUCUGAUUUAACAGCAUUAGUGGAUAGUUACUUGAAUGCAUUUCGGCAAGGAUCUGCAGACCCCCUGGGGAGCAUCAAGAUGUCUUCUAUGAACUUACCAGAAGAGCUACGGCAACUGGCAGAUCUUUAUAACAUCCGAAGACAAACUGCAGUGCAAAAGUUCCAGCUGAGUGAGGAAGGUUUCCUUAUCAGAAAACAAGUGGAGGCAAUAAGAAGAAAAAAGGCAGAGUGAACAAUAUCCUAAAACAAUACUGUCCGGGUUCUAAUACCCAGGGCAAUCAUAAAAAAAGAA